Clarias gariepinus (North African catfish) is the source of this 608-nucleotide messenger RNA. Its product is annotated as lactose-binding lectin l-2-like. Gene Ontology annotation, molecular function: signaling receptor activity. Lineage: Eukaryota; Metazoa; Chordata; Actinopteri; Siluriformes; Clariidae. The record is from RefSeq and is a predicted model, not a curated record. The transcript has 7 exons. The coding region runs from base 90 to 608 and encodes 172 amino acids.
UUUCUCUCAGCAUGACUAUAUAAGCAUCACUGGUUACCUGAGUGUGUUAUAUCAAGAAAGAAGAGACUCCUGAUUAAAGUGUGUGAACUAUGGCUCGUCAGACUGAAGUGGCGUUGCUUCUUCUUUUCGUCUUGGCAGCAACAGCCUUCGCAACUGAUUUUGAUAAGAUCGUGAAAGAAGCUGAAGGGCAUCAAGUAAACAGCAAAUGUUCCACAUGUUGUCCAACUGGCUGGGUGAAGUAUGAGAGACAUUGCUACUUGUAUCAGGCCAACAGAAUGGACUGGGCUUCUGCUGAGAAACACUGCCUUAAUCUUGGCGGACACUUAACCUCAAUUCACAGUGAAAAUGAAUACCAGAUGAUUAAGGCCGUUAUUCGUGCUCAUGACCGCCAGGAGAAUCCAACAUGGAUUGGGCUAAAUGGCUGUCAGAAGAAAUUUAACUGGUUUUGGUCUGAUGGCUCCAAAUUGACUUUUACUAAGUGGAAUCCAAUUGAACCAAAUUUUAAAGAUCAAGAAUGCUGUGUGCAUAUGAACUGGGAUAGCACGAAGAACUGGAAUGAUAUUCCAUGUAAGCUCAGCUAUCCCUUUGUGUGUGCCAGGAAAAUUUAA